AUGACAGGCUAUCCCUACACGGCACUCUCGCCGCUGCAGAGGCGCCGCCGACAGUGGUACUGGCUCUUCGCGGUCGCAGUCAUCCUCCUCUUCUUCAGCGCAGCAACCUAUUCCGACGCGCUGCCAGACCUGCCGACGCUCAGCACCUUCUCCCGCCUCCGCUACUGUCGCAACGACGAGAUUGCUGAAGGGAGCUGGGUGCCGGCGCCUGUCGACGGGCGCACCUGGGCUCGACUGAAAGUCUCGGCCGGCUACACCUGCCACGACAACCGCCAUGCGCUCAUGUGCUUCACCAGCGAGCCGUCCGAGCUACCUCGUCUCGCCGCAGCAAACAGCUGGCGCUGGCAGCCUCGCGACUGCCAGCUGCAUUCGUUCGACGCAGCUGCCUUCGUCCGCCGCCUCUCGCGCAACACUCGGCAGGGCAAGAAGGGCAGCGGCAUCCUCUUCGUCGGCGACUCGCUUCAACUACAGCACAGCCAAUCAUUCGAAUGCUUGAUGGGCGACCAUAUCGAGCGAGACUUCCUAUCGGACUACGAGGUCGGCAACUUCUCCUUGGAGGACGGCGCAGGACAGAUUGGCUUCGUCAGAACCGACUACCUCCUCCAGCCUGAGGGUUGGAAGCUGCUCAUGCCGGACGAGGAGGAGCCUGCUGACAUCGGUCGCUUCGUCCGAAAAUGGACGCACAUGGUUGAGGACAAAGAAUUCGUCGUGGUCAACACAGGCGCCCAUUGGGGCGAUCACGCUCCACCGACGCUCGCUCGCUACGAGCGGAUGACAAAGGAGAUCAUCUCCUUCAUCGACCGCUACCCUCACAUCACGCUCAUCGUCCGCUCCUCCGUCCCGGGUCACAACGACUGCUCGCGCUACUCCGCCCCGCUCAUUCACGACGACCCUGAGAUGCACAACUCGUACAACUGGCAAGGUUUCGAUCUGUACAACGACAUCUGGCGAAAGACGCUCGAGCAGCAUCCGAAGCACAUCUUCCUCGAUGUCGGCGCGACAAGGCUGCGGCCUGACGGUCAUCGCAUGCCCGACAAAGACUGCUUGCAUUAUUGCUUGCCCGGUCCCGUCGACUGGUGGAAUCGGCUGCUGUAUCACGUCAUCAUGGGGUUGUGA
This is a messenger RNA of Rhodotorula toruloides NP11, 1116 nucleotides long. RefSeq names its product DUF231 domain containing protein. Gene Ontology annotation, molecular function: O-acetyltransferase activity. Lineage: Eukaryota; Fungi; Basidiomycota; Microbotryomycetes; Sporidiobolales; Sporidiobolaceae. The record is from RefSeq and is a predicted model, not a curated record. The coding region runs from base 1 to 1116 and encodes 371 amino acids. The transcript is spliced from 5 exons.